Heterocephalus glaber (naked mole-rat) is the source of this 2430-nucleotide messenger RNA. RefSeq names its product tubulin tyrosine ligase like 9 (gene Ttll9). Gene Ontology annotation, molecular function: tubulin-glutamic acid ligase activity; tubulin binding; ATP binding. The record is from RefSeq and is a predicted model, not a curated record. NCBI's taxonomy places the organism in Eukaryota, Metazoa, Chordata, Mammalia, Rodentia, Bathyergidae. Gene Ontology annotation, cellular component: ciliary basal body. Gene Ontology annotation, biological process: microtubule cytoskeleton organization; protein polyglutamylation.
AGCAGGGAAAGUUUAUAUAUGCAGGGCAGAGAUGACUGGAUUUCUGUUCGAAAGUGUUCUUUAGCUGCAGGGGUGAACUGGGCCCAGUGGACACUAGUAGGUUGAUCAGGAGGCCAUUUCAGGCAUUGAGGUGAGUUUUGGCACAGUUGGUGCUUAAGAAUUAGAAAGAGAUUGAGAGAGAGAGCAGAGAUGAACAGCCACGUUACUAAAUGACCAAAUGAAUCAGUGCGGGACUUUCCUUGCAUAAGAAAACUUGGUACCACUCUAUUUACCAAAGAGAAACCACUUUUCAGAUGAGCGCUCUUGCAUCAAGGAAGUAGUGCUGAAGGGGGCGCUGGGCAGUAAGCGCCUGCGGCUUUAGCCAACCUCCGUUCAGAAAAGUGGGGCUGGGACUGAAAAACUGAGAGCGUCCAGGAAUCCUUAAAGUCCAGGGAGUACAGGAGGCUUCAGGGGCUCAGGUGGGCGGAGCCUGCGUCUCCGCCGAGAGGCGUGUCCUUGGCUCAUCCAAUCCGAGCACUAUCUGGGAGCCCCUUCGUCGCCUUGACAACACGACGCACAGGGUCUGGAGGAAUACAGUGGCAGUUUGGAUCCGAUCCUGGAGAAUUGAGUCAUGUCGCGACCAAAGAAUCAAAGUUAUAAGGGCCAUGGGUUGUCAAAAGGAAAAGAGCGAGAGCAGAGAGCAUCGAUUCGGUUCAAGACCACUCUUAUGAACACUGUCAUGGACGUCCUCCACAACAGGCCGGGAUGGGUGGAAGUGAAAGAUGAAGGGGAAUGGGACUUCUACUGGUGCGAUGUCAGCUGUCUCAGGGAGAACUUUGACCACACCUACAUGGAUGAUCACGUGCGGAUCAGUCACUUCCGGAACCACUACGAGCUGACCCGCAAGAACUAUAUGGUGAAGAACCUGAAGCGGUUCCGGAGACAGCUGGAGCGCGAGGCAGGAAAGCCGGAGGCGGCCAAGUGCGACUUCUUCCCUAAAACCUUUGAGAUGCCCAGUGAGUACCACCUGUUCGUGGAGGAGUUCCGCAAGCACCCAGGGAUCACCUGGAUCAUGAAGCCUGUUGCACGGUCUCAGGGCAAGGGCAUCUUCCUCUUCCGGAGACUGAAGGACAUCACGGACUGGAGGCAGGUGUCCCAAUUCUUCCCAUGCCACUGUCAGGGCACUGCCAGCAAGAAAUUCGCCAGCCUGGAGGCCCAGCCUGCCCAUGCCGCCACCACCACUGUCAAUCCUUCUGGCAGCCAAGACACAAGAAGUUCUGAUGACCAGAAAGAUGAGCUACCUGUGGAGAACUAUGUAGCUCAGCGUUACAUCGAGAAUCCCUACUUAAUCGGAGGCCGCAAGUUUGACCUGCGAGUCUACGUGCUGGUGAUGUCGUACCUCCCGCUGCGUGCCUGGCUCUACAGGGACGGCUUUGCCCGAUUCUCUAACACCCGCUUCACGCUGAGCAGCAUCGACGACCAGUAUGUUCACCUCACCAACGUCGCAGUGCAGAAGAUGUCUCCCGACUACCACCCAAAGAAGGGCUGCAAGUGGAUGCUCCAGCACUUUCGGCAGUACCUAGCAUCCAAGCAUGGGCCCCAGGUGGUGGAAGCACUUUUCAGUGACAUGGACAACAUCUUCAUCAAGAGCCUGCAAAGUGUGCAGAAGGUGAUCAUUAGUGACAAGCACUGCUUCGAGCUGUAUGGCUACGACAUCCUCAUCGACCAAGACCUCAAGCCGUGGCUCCUGGAGGUCAAUGCAUCCCCCUCGCUGACAGCCAGCAGCCAGGAGGACUAUGAGCUCAAGACUUGCCUGCUGGAGGACACGCUGCACGUGGUAGACAUGGAAGCCAGGCUCACAGGAAAGGAAAAGCGAGUCGGGGGCUUCGACCUCAUGUGGAAUGAUGGUCCUGUCAGCAGAGAGGAGGGGGCUCCUGACCUGCCGGGGAUGGGAAACUUUGUGACCAACACACACCUCGGUAUGCAGGGGAGGUGGGAGGCUGUGUCAAUGAUCGGAAAAACCAGCUGCAGCAACUGUUCCGCUCCCUUCAGUCCCAGAAGAAAGCUUCCAGUUGACCCUGGCAUGGAGGACAGAGGGUCUGGAAGUUGCCACCCUGCCCUCUCCCUGCCUGAUUCCUGCCAGCGCACCUCACAGCAUUCCUCUCCCUCCCUCCAGGCUGGCAGCACCUUUGCUGGCUAAGCAAUGGCUACUUGCUGCUUGGACUGGACCCCUGCAUCUGCCCACCCUGGUCUUGGGCAUCACUGCAUCAGGAGAAAGCCAAUCCCUGGGCCUGGAUGGGUUUUAACCUUGACAGAUUGGCUUGGUGACUGGGCCAAGAAGACAAGUGCAGUAAAUUCUGCUACCCUGUAAAGAUUGUAUCUAAUAAAUGAGCACGGGCCUUGCUUGGAGUCACUGGGCACCAGGCCUGGCUUAGGGGCUACUAUUUGUUU